AUUAUGUUUAAUAUAAAAUAAACCACGAUUAAGUUUGAUAUUAUAGACACAUUUACUUGAUAAAACAGGUUUGAUGACGGUGUAUUUGAGAACAUAAAUACAGUUUUAUGAAGAUGAUUAAAAGAGAAUAUGCUUGCAUCCAUGCAAAUUUCUUACAAUUACUGAGGACUGUGUUGGUUUUCACGUUGUGCGUUUUGAAACAUGUGGAUGGUUACAUCACAAGGCUUCCAUGCAAGUACCAUGGCAACUUCUCUGAUAUCCAAUAUAACAAGUACUCCCCAGGGAAUGCUAUUAAAUCGAUCCAAACAAUAAAUAGAGACAAGUGUAUGAUUGAAUGUGUGGGAGAAUCAUUGUGCAAAGCGUGUAAUUACCAUAGCACAACUCAACUAUGUGAUCUUCUAUCUUCUAAUGUUGCAGCAAUUUCAGCAAAGAGUGGAUCAAUUUAUAUGCGAACAGAUAAUACAAACAGAAAUAGAGGACCACUUUGUAAAAGUCUUAACCCAUGUGCUGAAUCACAAAUGUGUGAUGACGCUUGCAAUGAUGAUGGAUACACAUGUGUGACGUUGCAGAAUGUUGCUUCUCAAGGGAUAGUAUCCUUAUCUACAACUAGAUAUCCUGGCCGAUAUGCUAUAGAUGGAGACAUCAGCAACACUCACUUUGCAUCGACAGAACCCAGAAAGACAGGUUGGAUAAAACUUGAUCUGCAAAGUACAUACCACGUCUUAUAUGUUAGAGUUUGGCGACAAUACAUUUUUAAUAAUCUAAAACUAAGAGUUGGCAUGUCCGAAGGUGCUUCUAGUAACCCGAUAGUAGGCAAAGUAUUAGGAAGUGGAGGAAAUGGUUUAUCCUACUUUUGUACAAGUGGUAAAACGUUUCUCAAAGCAAGAUAUAUUGUACUUCGCAAGGAACACAUUGAACAACGAAAGAUUGCAAUUCGAGAAAUCAGAGUGUAUGGUUACAAAGCUUAAGAGAUUACUUUCCCCGCAUGUCGCUUUUGAUGUUUGUCCGUUUGACAAAAACUAAAAGGGUAAGAAGCCAACCUUGAAAGUUUUAAACCAGUGCCAUAAAGACGACUAUACAUAGAGCUUAUAAAUAAAAUUAAAUGUAUUUCCUGUCACAAUAAAGUAAAUUAAAUUAUCAGAAAUUAAUUAACCUGCAUUAAAUGAAAGAACUGAAAACAGCCGUGAAAGCUUUCCAACGCUUUGACAAUGAAAACAAAGCACAUAAUACCAAGAUUUAAUACAACAUCCGUCGUACAGAGAAAACUUUAAUCUUUGUUGAAAUAGUCACAGUCCACAAAGAGUUUAAACAUUCCGAAUACCACUGAUCACAAGAUAAAAUACGUACUAAUACAAUACGUACUGAAAGGUUGUCAUAUUUUCUGUCUCAUUCUUCAGUUCUAUCACUGCUUCGGGCAGUUAGUGAACUUAGUGAACCUCUCUGAGUAGUUUCUCUGCGCAUUAUGCAAAUUAUUUAAUGUUUUGAUUACCUAUCUACCGCACGAUACAAUUCUUUCUUUUUUUUUUGUUUUUAUUUGAUAGUUGUUAUUGUAAAGAAAUUUCUGAUUUAAAAAGUUGUAUUUUUUUUA
This is a messenger RNA of Hydractinia symbiolongicarpus, 1588 nucleotides long. RefSeq lists its product as uncharacterized. Lineage: Eukaryota; Metazoa; Cnidaria; Hydrozoa; Anthoathecata; Hydractiniidae. Bases 108 to 968 code for a protein of 286 amino acids. The transcript is spliced from 4 exons. The record is from RefSeq and is a predicted model, not a curated record.